Messenger RNA from Acipenser ruthenus (sterlet), 7872 nucleotides. RefSeq names its product neuroligin-1. Gene Ontology annotation, molecular function: neurexin family protein binding; signaling receptor activity. Lineage: Eukaryota; Metazoa; Chordata; Actinopteri; Acipenseriformes; Acipenseridae. Gene Ontology annotation, biological process: chemical synaptic transmission; neuron cell-cell adhesion; presynaptic membrane assembly. The coding region runs from base 884 to 3601 and encodes 905 amino acids. Gene Ontology annotation, cellular component: postsynaptic specialization membrane; synapse; cell surface. The record is from RefSeq and is a predicted model, not a curated record. The transcript has 9 exons.
CCUGCGGAGAGCGACCAAACUUCACUGCAAGAGCUGGAAAGGGGAAGAAGGCAUUUAUUGUAUUUAUUUAUUUAUUUUACUUGGAAAGCGGAUGCACCAUUUCUGACGUAGCCUCAAAAGGAGGGAGGCGGUGUACUUUUCUUGUCUGUUUUUGUACCAGGCUUUUUAUUUAGAUAGGGUGGAUUUAAACUACCCAUCCUUAAUGGUUUGGAGACCAUUACGAAAAAAAACGGUCAGUAUAUGAUGAUCUCUGCCACUUGUCCAUGCAAUAAUUCCCCGCGCUAUUUUUAAGACCCUACGGCUUUUUAUUUUAUCCUGCUGGGAUUUCUGACAAUUAAAACCAGCAAGGAUUUUCUUUUGAUAUCUGAAUGUGACAGCACAUCGUGCAAAAAAACACACGAAGGGUUAGAAGCAGUUUGGAUUUCCAGUAUUUUUUGCAGUCACUGGACUAGACUGCUCGAAUGUUUUUCAGAGAUUUGUGUUUUUGGAUUUGAUCAACACCUAAAUCGUAACAUGAAGAUUCGGUAACAUACGAUUGAUUUCAAACUCAGAAGUGUUAAGUAGUUUUUAGAAGGAUAUAGACCCGCAGCUAACUGGAUUUGAUUUACGAGAGGAAAAUCUGCAGUAAAUGGCCAUGCUCUUCAUAUUGCUAGAAUGGAAACCAGAAUUGUCAAUAGGAUGCAGGCUGAUAAAUAGCACCAAGUGAAGAUGUUGCUUCAAUAAGUGUGAAAUCAAUGGGAAACACUUGGCAUGCGAAAAGCCUUUGAGAUUUUGACAGCAUUGCGUUUAGGAGGUUUAAUACCUUUACUUUGAUUGCACUGCUUUGCAAGUGGAUAUAAAUAGGAUUUCUUUUAGUGCAGCUACACAGAAAUAAUUGUGGACCAUGUCACUUCAAAAAUCUACAAGAUUGAACUGUAUGUGGAGAGUAAUGAAGGUGCAGCUGCACUCGGGGGUGGACGUCCCCUUUAUACUCUGGAUACUUGGAUUUACGCUACAAGCAGUCGUGGUCUCUUCUCAAAAACUGGAUGACUUGGACCCGGUGGUGACCACCACUUACGGCAAGGUGCGGGGAUUUAAAAAGGAACUUGGCAAUGAAAUUCUGGGUCCUGUAAUUCAGUUUCUUGGUGUACCGUAUGCAGCACCCCCUACUGGUGAGCGACGCUUUCAGCCUCCUGAGCCACCAUCCUCUUGGUCUGAAAUCCGCAACGCCACCCAGUUUCCACCAGUCUGUCCCCAGACUGUCGUAGAAGGAAGGCUACCGGAGGUCAUGCUUCCAGUGUGGUUUACUAAUAGCUUGGACAUAGUUUCAACGUAUGUUCAAGACCAGAGCGAAGACUGCCUUUUCUUAAACAUGUAUGUUCCAACAGAGGAUGUAAAAAGAAUAUCCAAGGAAUGUGCCAGGAAACCCGGCAAGAAAAUAUGUAGAAAAGGAGAAUGCCCAUUAGGUGCUCCAAACAGCUUUGCCAGCAGUUACUAUGCAGGGGUAGGCUGGGACUGGAGCAGCUGCACAGUGCCUCUUCAGACAGUGCCUCUGUUUUUUACUGCCUCACCCUAUCACAGAGGUCCCCUUACAAAGAAACAGAACGAUGAUUUAGGUGAUAAUGACGGGGCUGAAGACGAAGACAUUCGUGAAGGCGGCAGCCCAAAACCAGUGAUGGUGUUUAUCCACGGAGGGUCAUACAUGGAAGGCACUGGAAAUAUGUUUGACGGAAGCAUCCUGGCGAGUUAUGGGAAUGUCAUAGUCAUCACUGUUAACUACCGGCUUGGUGUAUUAGGUUUUUUAAGCACUGGUGACCAAGCUGCUAAAGGAAACUAUGGACUUCUUGAUCAAAUCCAAGCUCUGCGCUGGAUAAGUGAAAACAUUGCAUUCUUUGGUGGUGACCCAUUACGAAUAACUGUUUUUGGAUCUGGGGCAGGUGCCUCUUGUGUCAAUCUCUUGACUUUGUCCCAUUAUUCUGAAGGUAACCGUUGGAGCAAUUCAACCAAAGGACUUUUUCAGAGAGCUAUUGCGCAGAGUGGUUCUGCUCUCUCUAGCUGGGCAGUGAGCUUCCAGCCGGCCAAAUAUGCCAGGAUGUUGGCCACCAAGGUGGGCUGCAACCUCAUGGACACUGUUGACUUGGUGGAAUGUCUCCAAAAGAAGCCUUACAAGGAACUGGUGGACCAGGACAUCCAGCCGGCCAGGUACCACAUAGCCUUUGGCCCUGUUAUAGAUGGUGACGUCAUACCAGAUGACCCCCAGAUCCUGAUGGAGCAAGGAGAGUUUCUCAACUACGACAUCAUGCUGGGUGUCAACCAAGGCGAGGGAUUAAAGUUCGUAGAGUUCAUAGUGGACAAUGAGAAUGGAGUUCGGGCCAUGGAUUUUGACUAUGCUGUUUCCAGUUUUGUGGAUGAUUUGUAUGGGUAUCCUGAUGGCAAAGAUGUCUUAAGGGAGACCAUUAAGUUCAUGUACACUGAUUGGGCUGACAGACACAAUCCAGAGACUCGAAGGAAGACGUUGUUGGCUUUGUUUACCGACCACCAGUGGGUGGCACCAGCAGUGGCAACAGCUGACCUUCACUCGAGCUUUGGAUCUCCUACCUACUUUUAUGCCUUCUACCAUCACUGCCAGACGGAUCAGGUGCCAGCAUGGGCUGACGCAGCUCACGGAGAUGAAAUCCCGUAUGUGUUUGGGCUGCCAAUGAUUGGUCCUACAGAGCUGUUUCCCUGCAAUUUCUCAAAAAAUGAUGUCAUGUUGAGUGCCGUGGUGAUGACAUACUGGACCAACUUUGCAAAAACUGGUGACCCCAAUCAGCCAGUACCUCAGGAUACAAAAUUCAUUCACACAAAGCCGAACCGUUUUGAAGAGGUUGCGUGGACCAGGUAUACACAGAAAGACCAGCUGUACCUCCACAUUGGUCUUAAGCCCCGGGUUAAGGAGCACUACAGAGCAAACAAGGUCAACUUGUGGUUAGAGCUGGUUCCUCACCUGCACAGUCUGAAUGAAGUAACCCAGUUUACUUCAACCACUACAAAGGUCCCACCAGAUGUGACACCCAGGACCCCAAAUAAAAUCCCUGUAACUAAGUGGCCUGUGACUACGCCCUUUCCUACCGAGAAUCAAAGUAGCCAGAAUCAAUUGGAAGGUCCUUUCUUGGUGGACCAAAGGGACUACUCAACGGAACUGAGUGUGACCAUUGCCGUUGGAGCAUCUUUGUUGUUUUUAAACAUCCUGGCUUUUGCAGCGCUGUAUUACAAAAAGGACAAAAGGAGGCACGACGUACACCGGAGAUGUAGUCCCCAACGCAACACCACCAAUGAUCUCAUCCACACACAAGAAGAAGAGAUAAUGUCCUUGCAAAUGAAGCAUACAGAUCUGGAUCACGAGUGUGACUCCAUCCAUCCACAUGAGGUGGUUCUGAGAACUGCCUGUCCUCCAGACUACACGUUGGCCAUGAGAAGGUCACCGGAUGAUAUUCCCUUAAUGACCCCCAACACCAUUACAAUGAUUCCUAACACCAUACCUGGGAUUCAGUCCCUGCAUACAUUUAACACUUUUACUGGUGGACAAAACAACACCCUGCCUCACCCUCAUCCCCACUCACAUUCAACAACCAGGGUAUAGCCAGGACAAAAAGACCUACAAGAGCACUACUCCUCUGGGGGAUAUUUUCAAACUCUGCGACUUUUUCGUGCUGUCGAAAGGAAGAGGGAAUGAUAUUUUGUUAAAAUUGCUGGAUACUUAAUAUGGUACGUUUGAAAAAUAGAAUGGGAUUUUUCCAACUUUUCCAGUGGAGGAUAUCACUUGUCAAGUAUACUAAUAACAGUUGCUUGAAGUGAUUUGAGGCUUGGAAUUGUAAACUACACUUUCUGAAGCCAAGAACCAAUGCAACUCAGAGAAACUACGCAUGCGUGAUGCAAAUAAAGAGAGAAUUGUAAGCUGAAAAAAAAGGAAACUGUCUAAAAAUAUGCACAAGGGAGACAUUCAAAAUAUGUCUUGGAUUCUUUUCACCAAUUUAUUUUUGGAACAGUUUUAUUGUAUAGAACCUAUUUACAUAUCUAGAUAUGUACACAAAGCACCAAUGCUGUUUAAGCCCUGACUGGGCACAAAUUCUGCAAUCUGCCAGCGAAACAAAGGGGAUAAUGACAUUCUGGCAGAUACAGCUUCAUCACACAAGUGCUGUCUAUACUGAGAGCUGGCGAACAAGGGAAUUGGAUAUUUUUAGCACGAUGCGCAUGACAAUUGAUCUGCUUGGUGGCUGUUCUGCUGAUUAAGUUGUAAUUAAAGUAAUUUUUAUCCCCAUUGGAUUUCUUUGAAGAAAUGUACUUCAUCGAUUGCCUCAAACCUACAAAGAGGUUUUGGCAGGGUGUUGAUGGUAAAGAGGAGGGGUGUUGGGGUAUAAAUAAAAUACUACAGUAAUUACAGUAAUUCACAUUAUCUUCAGUGAACAUGGUAAAAAAGAACUAGUUUUGUACAAUGUGUGUUGGUACAACUUUUUAAUAGUGGUGAACACUCGCUGUUAUAAAUCCCAGAAAAGUGUAUUCUUUUUUUCUUCUUUUGAUGUUCUCUCCAAUUUUCCAUCACAUUUUUUUUUUGCAGCCUCUUUUGCUAAUAAUCAUGACCACCAUUCUGUAGCAAAGCAAUUUAUUUUUCAUGCAGUUAGUCAAGAUUAUGUCUGCCCAAGGCUAUAAAAAGUAUUUUUUUCAUAUGCAGGGAAAUGCUAGAUCUGCCACUUCAGUGUUUCAUUGAUUGGUUACAUUUUAUGAGGUAAGCUCCAUAUGAGUAUUUUAAGAUGAAUGCAAAUUAUUUCUAUUUUGGAGAUUUUCACAGCUUGCACUACUAAGUGUGAGGAGAAAGUACAUCACCUUUCAAAAUACAGUAUAAGGCACAGCCCCCAUUAAGUUUGACCAUUGUUUGGACUUUAUGCUUCGCCAUUUAUUGAGGCACUAUUUCUGGCUUAGAAGAAGUAAUCAAAUAAUGGUCGUGCAAUGGUAAAUUUCAAAAUACAUGUGUCAUAAUCAAUUUGAAGGGUAUUUUCUGGGUGAUUAUAUCCUACCAUGUUAAAUGCUUUUGCUUUUGUAAUUUUUUGCACUUGGAUUAUAGAAGUACUUAAAUCUCACCUCUGACUUUUGUAUUCCUGCUUUACUAAAUCAUGGUUUAAAUCAAUUGUCAGUCUGUACCACUCAUGAUCAUUUAACCAAUGUUUUUUUUAUUUUUUUCCCCUGUAGAAGUGCGUCGGGUAGCAAAGAAUGCACAGUGAAGAAUAAUUAGUAAAAGCAUAAAAAGUGGUACUCUUGCAUGUGCAAAACCACACCUGAAAUGCCCAUAUUGUAUAGUGUCGUUCGUGGAGAUCAAAGGGCUUAAUAGUACCCACUGCUAAUACGCAGCAAGCAAAUGGCUGGAUGUAUAUUUGAUACAUUAAUUGCCAUCAUCUCCUUCAUUCUUCCCAUAGGGACACAAUUAACCCUUUGAAUGAGAGAAAAUACACCCAUGUCUCCCACACUGUUCAAGACUAAGAUCUGAAAACUCAAAGCACCUCCUAGCUUACUUCAGAUUCCUGGCUAGCAGCCAGUUUAGGGAUUUAAUGUCGUGACUUUCUGAUUACAUGGGGUCAAAACACCAGCACUUAGGCUUCCUUUGAGCGAUCUUAAGUUUUUCAUUGACUAUUAUCAUUUUCCUCCUCGCUUUUCUUUAUUGGGUGGAUUUAGAAUGAAAGUAUUAACAGUAUGAGAAUUGGAAACACUUAUUGACUAAAUGUAGGUUAUUAAGACAAACUGACCCCAAAGAAGUAAUGAAAUUCCUGGCAACCUGUAAUAAAAAAAAAAAGGGAAUUGUCAUAUCCUGGUCGCUGAUUCCCAUAGAGGUAUGGUUGGUGUUUGACAGCCAGUCCUGCAGCUCUAAGCUGCUCCAGAUUUCUGUGUAGAACAAGGAAGCUACUGGUGGAUGAUCAGUCAUUGCUAUAACAGCUUCAGAUAAUUAUAAACAACAAUUAUAUAACAACCACUCCCCAGCCCUUACAGAGCUGUUUUUAUUUACUUAGUAAAUCAAUGAUUAUGGAAAAUAACUGUUUAAUGUUCCCUCUCUGCUGUACUUCCUAGGACUCUAUUAAAAACGAACGAUGUGGGAGGGGCAGCCACAGGAUCCACUUGGCUAUCUGACAUUUGUAUGUGACACAGACAAAUCCUUAUUCAUUGGGCAGUAUAGGGGAGUAGUCAGCUAGGAGUUUUGCUGAAAGCCUGACACCUAACCAUUUAGCCAGGGGAAAGCCACCAAAUUCAGUAUUGAGUGAUCAAUGCAAUGCAAUGAGUGCCAUAUUUUGUUUUAGAUGGAGCACAAUGUCAUGACUGUUGCGUUAUUAUGUAAUGAGGUGUCCUUCUGCCUGGUUAUAUGAUAUUCAAGCUUCUAGUUUUUUUUUGUCAUUUUUUUAUUUGGGUUUUGAGUUGUGUAAUUAAUUCCUUUUCACUGUUGCUUUAUUCUCUCAUGUUCCAUAAAAGAACACUUUGCACCGUGCUGGUAUAUUUUGUUUAUUUAGCACACCGGCCCCCUUGAUUGAUUUCAAGUUUUGUUUUAUGUUUUUCCAAAAAGGGAUGGUCACAUCUUGUGCCCAGAUUUAAUUAAAAGAGCCCUCCAUUUGAGACAAGAGCCUUACUCUGUGUAAAACGAGAUCAGGAUACUACUGUCACAUCCAGUUCAUUCUGUCAGGGAAGCCAUACAAGUUGAAUUUGUUUUAUAUUCUGCAGAAUGACCAGUCUCAAUGAAAUGUAUAUAUUUGUUUUCCUAUACACUGUACAUCAAAAGGUUAGAUAAGCUGCACCAGUUAAUUUACAAGUGAGAUAAUGCAAAAUACGAAACAUAUGGGACUUGACAGCACAGUUGGCAUUCCUUUCACAUUCGACGAUUCACAAAGCUUCGUCAUUGUGUUACUAAAAGCAAUUCAAUCCCCCCAAAAUAAUGAAUUCAAGGGGCUCCCAAGUGGCGCAUCAGGCAAAGGCGUGCAGGAUGCUCCCUAUUGCCUGGAGAUCGCUGGUUCAAGUCCACGCUAUCCCACUGCCAACCACGGACGGGAGUUCCCAGGGGGCGGCACUCAAUUGGCAGAGUGCCGCCCGGGUGGGGAGGGUUAGGUCAGCCAGGGUGUCCUCGGCUCACCGCGCACCAGUGACCCCUGUAGACUGGCCUGGCGCCUGCAGGACUGCCUGUAAGUUGCCCAGAGCUGUGUGGUCCUCCGACGCUGUAGCUCUGAGGUGGUUGCAUGGCGGGCCUGCAGAGUGAAAAGAAGCGGAAGGCUGAAAUUAAAAAAAUAAUAAUAAUUGGGCUUUUCAUACUGGGGAGAAAAUGAGAAAAAAUAAUUGGCGAUUCAUUUUAAAAAAUAAAAAAAUAAAAUAAAAUAAUGAAAAGAAGAAAAUGGCUAUGACAGGCAGUCUUAUUGAACAGGACUGGUACAAUAAAGCGUGGCUCAACAUUCUGAAUGGCAACAGUGUUCAAUGUUUAAACGUGUGUCUAAGUACAUUUAAAAUGAAUAUAUAGUGGCUUUAUGCGAGCUGUUGCUCUAAUAAAGACUAAUCUAUUCAAAUCAUUAGCUGUAAUGUUUACAGUUGUGCAAAGCCCACAAGGCUGUGUCUAUCACUUUAUUGGUGAUAUAAGGUAUAAAGUGAACUUGGAAUUUCAUUCCCUUGUUAUGCAUUACUCUGUAUUUCACUGGGCCUAGCUAUUAUACUAUAAAAUGGAUGUACCAAAACAUUGGAUGAAUAGUAUAACAAGUGAGGCUGCAAAUCAGUGGGAAACAUGUCCUCUUCUUGUAUUUUUGUAUAGUUGUAUCUUUGCAAAAACUGAGCAGUUCUUCUUGCAAAUCUAAUAGGAACGAAAAAACUAAACAAAAUAAAAUAAAAUAAACAGUC